CAGCAAGACGUCGCUACUAAAUUCCGAAUGCAAAUGUAAGCCAGGUGACCGAUGAUGACUGAAAUCUACCCCGUUCAUGGCGACAAUCCCAAGUCGCGUCGUUCGUCGCCACAUCCCGAUGCCUUGGCUCAGAUAUCCUACAUACACGGUGGCCAGGAUACGGAAUGCAGGGAGCAGACAAAUCAAGGCGAGCCCGACGACAUUAUCGCACAGAUUCUUGGAAAAUUUGGUAUAUGGCAACUGCGCUCCGUGCUGAUCAUCUUCCUCUGCAAAAUUCCCGCCGCGUGGUUUAUGGCCUGCAUCAUCUUCACGGCACCGGACAUCUAUCCCAACGAGGAGUUCAGCUGCGAUACCAGCGCCUAUGGCGCCAUGGAUAACUGCAGCGUCAGUGAAGAUCAAUGUUCCGUGUUGGUAUCCUACGGUGAUGGCAACUAUGCGGUGCGACAAUGCCAACAGUUCCACUAUGCCCAAAGCUUUCACUCGCUGAUCAUGGAAUUCGACCUGGUCUGUUUGUGUGACAUAUUUGUGGCCUGGUCGCAGUACUGGCAUCUCUUUGGCAUGUUUGUCGGCGGCGUGGUUGCCACGCGUCUGAUGCGGGUCGUCAGUCCACGGCGUGUCUACAUCUCUGGCAUCUGGGCUCUGCUCUGCUGUGGUGUGGCAACUGGUCUAGUCAAUGAUUUCAGUUUGCACUGCUCGUUUCGUUGCCUGUCGGCUGUGUCCUGUUCCCUUAUGAUGACUGCUGGUCAGACCAUUUUUACGGACAUUACAUCGGGUAAGUAUCGUCAGGGCGUGCUGCUGCUUUAUGAAACUUUCUGGUCCCUUGGCAUCAUCGUACUUCCUGCGAUUGCUGUUGGUGCUCACAGUUGGCGGCAGAUUUAUAUUGGGAUUACGUCGCUGCCUUUUAUCAUAGUCUUGCUGCUGCCCUGGUUACCAGACUCGCCACGCUGGCAGCUCCAGCGAUCCGUAUCCCUGGAUGCCGCAGUGGAGCACGUAAUGAACCUACUUCAUUAUGCAGCCAGCAUAAAUGAUCGCAACUCCAAGAUACCUUACGACUUGGAAAUACAGUUGCAACAUCUGGGCGAGAAGCUCCGCGCUCAGCCGCCUCCUGCUCGUUGGCUAGAGCUAUGGCAUGGUCACAAACGGGCCAAGCUCCAUAUGCUGGCCACCCACAUGGCCCUGGCCACAUUCCUCAUCGGUCACAUGGGUCUGCUGCUCAACAUACGCUCCUUUGGACGCGACUAUCUGUCACCCAAUACCAUGGUGGUUGGUGUCUUCGAAAUUCUAGGCUGCAUUUUAGCCAUGUACUUGACGUUUAAGCACAAUGCCCACAAGUGGCAAUGGGCGGGCGGCUUCUGCAUUGUGGUGGAUUGCGUGGGAUGCUUUUGCUGGUUCUUUACUCAUGUCGAGAUACCCGAAAUCUAUGAGAUUGCUCUAUGGAUGUUUUUUGCCGUACUACCCAAAGCUGGCAUCUCGUGUGCCCAAGCCAUGAUACUAACCUGCAUGGGCGAGUCUUUGCCGCCCGAGAAACGUGCUCCGUUCGCUUUCUCUGUCGUCACAUGGGCACGUGUUUGGCUGCUUUCCGCCUCGUUUCUCACAGUACUCAAGGAGCUCAACAUCGCCCUGUCGCUGUCCACUUUCUGUGUGCUCGUCAUAUUGGGCGGAAUCUGCACUUGUUGCCUCCGCACCCCGGUGAACAGUGAACAGGAAGCGGAUAGGCAACAAGAAGAGCAAUACAACGAUGCUGUCAGUUUUAAUACGCAUUUGUAGCACGAGAUA
This is a messenger RNA of Drosophila albomicans, 1776 nucleotides long. RefSeq names its product solute carrier family 22 member 3. NCBI's taxonomy places the organism in Eukaryota, Metazoa, Arthropoda, Insecta, Diptera, Drosophilidae. The record is from RefSeq and is a predicted model, not a curated record. Gene Ontology annotation, molecular function: transmembrane transporter activity. Gene Ontology annotation, biological process: transmembrane transport.